CGUCACUUGUCUCUGUUUACCACGUUCUAUGAUUUCUGUUGUUUAGUUUGGGCUUUCAUUGUAAAACUAUGAACAGGUUACAAAGACUUGAAGAUUCGCUGAUGGAAAUGUCCAUUUGUGACAUUUCAGAUACAACUCUAGACGACGACAGUCUUCUUGUUGUUUAUGAAGGCCCAGUAAAGAAAAAUGUUAUAGAUGUCAUUGACUUAUGCGAAAGCGUGGACGAAGGCAGUGGUGCGACUGACAGUGGGAUCGGCAUGGGUGUGUCCGGGAGCUCCAUGGUGGACAGCGAUACUAGCAUGUCAACACCGUCUGCUCGCGUCUCAGUGCUGCCCUCUACCCUGCCAACCCCUCACCCUCAGCUGUCAAUGCCUGCCCCUUCACUCCCAACGCUACCAACGCUACCAACGCUACCAACGCUACCAACCAACCAAUCAACACCGGCCACAGACUUUCAUUCAAUCGCUGCUAGAGGGCCGGUGUUGCGGAAUCCAUAUGAAUGCAGUUGGUUGCCACCUCCUCCUAGGUUUACCAGCAAUGACUUCGGUACACAUAAGUCCCAGCAGGAUAGACACCAGCAAAUGUACAAAGGAGCAUCAAGGAUGUGUCUAAGGAGUGGCCAGCAGAACUGGUCAAGCUAUCGCGACACACUACCUCAAGACCUGCUUGGAAAAAAGCACGUUUCGCUCGGCAUGCCACGGAGGCCGCGCGCUCCGUACAGGCGUCUGCUGGAGCAGCGGCGGGGGCCGGACUUUGCUGCCGCACCGUUGCGCACUGUCAUCCAGCCAUCAUCGUCGUCGCCGUCGUCGUCGUCUCUACGAAAGUCUCCUGUCCGAUCGCCGCCCGCAGUGGUGGCGCCACCGCUCAUGCAGCAGGUCGUGACCUUCAAUCCGAACAUCAACGUCGCGAUGGACUUCACGUCGAGGCUCGAGCGAUCAGUGCGCUUCACGGCCAAGCGCAAGGACCCACUGGACGACAUCAAGUUUGACAACGUGCUGAUGAUUGUUUUUGUUGACCUGGACAACUGGCCGAAAUUCUUCCACACGUUGGACCGUCCUCUGCCGUCGACGUGCUUCGUGUACGGGUUUUUCGGCGGCGGCCAGAUCUGGAGAGAGCCGAAACACGUUCCGAUGUUCGAGGUUCACAAGGACAGCGGAAUGUUCCUGCUACACGAGAAAUGUAGCAACAGGAAGGACGCGGCGGACUUCGCUAUCUGCACGUCGGCGGGCCGUAUCGACCGCGUCGUCUGCACGAACGUCCCGUUCGUCAUCGUUAGCGGUGACAACGGUUUCCUGGAGGUGGAGAGCCUCGCGCGACACUGGAAGCGCGACGUCACCGUCGUCAACCCGCACACGCUGCGACGCGAGCGACAGUCGCUCUCUGCUCACAUCGAGCGACUCAUGCCGCCGCCCGUCAUCCUGCUGUAGUCGGUGGCGGCAACCGUCGCCGCGGCAACCGUCGCUAGGAGGGACUGUCGUCGUCGUGUUGUAGUUGGCGGCGACCGUUGUUAGGAGUGGCUGUCGUCGUGCUGUAGUCGACAGCAACUGUCGCCACAACAACGGUUGCUAGUGGAGCCCGUUGUGCUGUGCUGCGCCGUGACAGUCACUAGGGAAGGCGGCCAUUGCUGUGUCAAUUGUCGCUAGCCAUCGCGAGAGGCGAUCAUCACGAGUCACUCCCAUCUCUGUACUGUAAUCCCGGAUGGGUCGCCAUGACGACUAUCGCCAGGUGCGCCUGUUGUCUUGGCGACCAUCGCCGGGUGCGCUUGUCGCCAGGCCGACAUGCGGCGAAUUCCUGUUUUGAUCUUGGGGAGGGUCCGUAACGAUUGAUGAGGUGUGUCGACAGAUAAACCCCUCCCCAACUGUCGAGCCCGGUUGUUUCGUUUGUUGCGAAUGUUGCAAGUCCUCAGGGUGGUAUGACCCAGUAUUGACAACCGAGUAAAACUCCUAGUUUGAUAUUUUGCCCAGUAGGUGGCAGCUGUGAUGCGAGUGUAUGUAUGCGUGAGUGGUUAUAGUUAUGUGUGUGAGUGAAUGCGUGUCGCGUCGGAGGCAAGAUUGCUCAACUUUUAUCUAGUUGGCGUAUUCUGUGUGCGAGUUUGAGAAUUGCGUGCAGACGAAACGUCUAUCGAACAGAAGCAAUCGCCUUUCAACUGUGAAAUAUAGUCAAGUAAUAUACCAGUCAUGAGUCGAGUUGCAUUCCGCUCAAUAGAUAGUUGAGAAAUAUACCAUUGAAAGUAGGUAAGUAGGGAGACAAUCGUACUUGUAGUUUUUUUGUAACCAUGUUCUAGAGUGUUAGUGUGUUCGUUUUGUAUAUUAGUAUAUGUGCAUCGGUUUGAUCGUUGUGCCUUUGUAUUCGUCACUCUGGAAAACGUGGUACGAUAAUCUGAAUCUUAUUUUUCUACGAUUGCAUUUCGAUCUUUCCGGAUAGUUGAUCUUCGUGACACUAAAAAAAAGAGCAGCCAAGUGUGUUCUGUGAAGCUCCAGUUUCGUGAUAAGUGGCGCCACCUGAUGUGGAAAAGGCUUUGUUUUAUUUAAAUUUUUUUAGUUCGUUUGCACCGAUAUUGGAUACGGUAGGUGUAAUUCCAUGAAGGUUUCAGCACUGCAUUUGUUUGUCUCGGUGAAGUAUGAAGUGACUCUAAGCCAGUCUGUCGAAUAUGAAAUAAAGUGAUUAACAGAUACAUUCCGCACACGUAUUUAGUUUUUGCAUAACUCUGUUUCCGAAUAUUGCUCAUUUUUUUAUUGUCGGUGCGUGUCCUGUGCAUGUAAUUAAUGAACACUGUGCACGGAUCAUGACGAUAGUAAACGAAUGGUUGCACCUA
Messenger RNA from Priapulus caudatus, 2815 nucleotides. RefSeq lists its product as uncharacterized. The record is from RefSeq and is a predicted model, not a curated record. Bases 69 to 1427 code for a protein of 452 amino acids. The transcript has 11 exons. NCBI's taxonomy places the organism in Eukaryota, Metazoa, Priapulida, Priapulimorpha, Priapulimorphida, Priapulidae.